GAAAUUUCGCUUCUAAAACCCAAUGGAAUCUCUGCUUUUCUUUAGAGUCAUCAUCUCAAAAAUCUUCCAACAUGAGUUGAAAGCGUGUACAUUUACUCUUCCUAGAUUUUUCUCCACGCCCACAUAGAAAGAGGUUGUGUCCUUAAAUCCUAGCCAACACCCAAAAACAGUUACAAAACAAAAAAAAAACCCAGAAUCCUUGUUUUGGAAAAAAAAAAAAAAUGGCUGGGGUUGGUUUAUUGGUCUCAGAUUUGAUAAUCUCUUUCAUGUGGGUUUGGUCAGGGACUUUGAACAGUAUUUUUGUGUACAAUAUUUUGGGGUUUGGCAGACAUGAACCUAGUGGUGAGGUUAUCAAGUGCAUGCUCUCUAUUCUUGUUUUGUUCUUCUUUGCUUUCUUGGGCAAGAUAACCAAAGGUGGAGCCUACAAUCCUCUCACUGUGUUGGCUGAUGCAAUUUCUGGUGAUUUCAGGCAUUUCAUCUUUAAUGUUGGUGCUAGAAUCCCGGCGCAGGUUAUUGGAUCUAUUAUUGGGGUUAGGCUCAUUAUUGACACCUUUCCUGAAGUUGGACUUGGGCCGCGUUUAAGUGUUGACAUCCAUCGAGGUGCACUAACAGAAGGAUUCCUGACAUUUACAAUUGUUAUUAUUUCACUUGGUCUGGCCCAAAAAAUCCCGGGAAAUUUCUUCAUGAAGACUUGGAUCUCAAGUGUCUCCAAGCUAACUCUUCAUAUACUUGGCUCUGAUCUAACUGGUGGUUGUAUGAACCCAGCCUCUGUGAUGGGAUGGGCUUUUGCUCGUGGGGAUCAUAUAACCAAGGAGCAUAUACUUGUAUACUGGCUUGCCCCAAUCGAGGCAACUCUACUGGCUGUAUGGAUCUUUAGGUUGGUAGUUCGGUCGCCUAAAGAGGAUAAAGCAGAUAUGAAGAGCAAAUCAGAAUAAUGGAGUUCCACUUUGUAUUCAAACUUGGAUUAGAUGAUUCAAUCUGUUGACAUUUGAGUAGGAUGUGUAAACCUGAAGACUAUCAGACUUGAAGGAAUACACAGUACAUUCUUAUCGGUUCCUUCAGGUGAUCAAUUUGUAAAUGUUAUCCAUUGUGUUCAGUAGAAUCACCCAUCCGUUCGCAAUUUACAAA
Quercus robur (English oak) is the source of this 1128-nucleotide messenger RNA. Its product is annotated as probable aquaporin SIP2-1. The coding region runs from base 222 to 935 and encodes 237 amino acids. The record is from RefSeq and is a predicted model, not a curated record. The transcript is spliced from 3 exons. Lineage: Eukaryota; Viridiplantae; Streptophyta; Magnoliopsida; Fagales; Fagaceae. Gene Ontology annotation, molecular function: channel activity. Gene Ontology annotation, biological process: transmembrane transport. Gene Ontology annotation, cellular component: membrane.